UGUCAGUUUCAUUUUCGGUAACAAAAUUGCAUUGCAUUUCGGAUUGUUGACAUAAAACUUUAAAACUGUCCGUGUUAAAACAAUAAUAAUGAAUGUUAAAAACGACUUAAAAAUCAUGCCCCGCUCGAUGGUAUGCGAGGACAGCAACCUGCGGGGAGACAUCACCAUUUCGAGCGGUUGUGUCAUUCAUCCGAGCACGACGAUCAUAGCGGAAUCCGGUCCGAUCGUAAUCGGUGAAAACUGUAUUAUCGAAGAGUAUGCUACCAUCAUUCAUCGCAUUCCGAAGGGUCAUCCGGCGUACGGGGACGUGCUGGAAGGUACGGUCAAACCGCUGGUCAUUGGACCGGAUAACAUAUUCGAGGUGGGCUGUACCGUGGAGGCACUAAAGAUCGGUGAGCGAAAUGUGUUCGAGUGUAAGAGCUACGUUUCAGCGGGUGUGGUCGUUACCAACGGGUGCGUCAUCGGAGCCGGAUGCCGUUUGGUGGGCGAACAGGUACUGCCGGAAAAGACGAUCAUCUACGGCAAUCAGUGUCAUCAGCGGGAAGCAAUCGAAAAACAAAGGUCGCAAAUGGUCCAAAUCGAUUACCUUAGGAAGAUACUGCCCAAUUAUCAUCAUUUGAAAAAAGCUUCAUACGAUCCAAAGAAGGCGCGGCCUCAGGUUUAGCGUAGUGCUUUUCAUGAGUGAUUUGUGAGAGUUUUGCUAUUCCAAUCAGAUUCCGUUCCAUGAUUAUCAUAGGCAUAAAGAAUAAUGAGUUUUGUUUGCUUACGUUUCACGAUAAAUUUUACGUGUAAUAAAUAUGAUAUGCAUAGCUUUAUGCUGCAGUUUUCAGUAUCAGCCUUAAUUUUGAUGCUUUUCUUAAAAAUUUUGUCACAAAAUGGUAAUAUGCAUAAAGUUAGAAAGGGAAAGCAAUAACGGAGAUUAAAAUACUCUGAAAAAUUGCUAUCUAAUGAAAUUGACGGCGCUAGGAAUAUAAAAUAUGCGGUAUUUUUUUGAUUAAAGCUAACAAUGUUUUAAGUAACAAAACUGGAAACGAAUUUCGCUAAAAUAUUUUUACAGGAGACAAAAAAAGUUUCCAAAUCAAAGCAAAAAAGUUGAAAAAAUGCUUUAAACAGUAAAUAGAGAAAGAUGGAACAUUUCUCUUUAAUUAUGUUAUUUAUUUAUUAUUUUGAAUACAUUGACU
Molecule: messenger RNA, 1181 nt
Organism: Sabethes cyaneus
Lineage: Eukaryota; Metazoa; Arthropoda; Insecta; Diptera; Culicidae
Gene: DCTN6-p27
Product: dynactin subunit 6
Exons: 3
Coding region: 89-664 (191 amino acids)
Biological process (GO): mitotic spindle organization
Cellular component (GO): dynactin complex
Molecular function (GO): dynein complex binding
Source: RefSeq, a predicted model, not a curated record